Suncus etruscus (white-toothed pygmy shrew) is the source of this 2200-nucleotide messenger RNA. It is a transcript of the gene CCNC, whose product is annotated as cyclin C. Gene Ontology annotation, molecular function: cyclin-dependent protein serine/threonine kinase regulator activity. Bases 195 to 1046 code for a protein of 283 amino acids. The record is from RefSeq and is a predicted model, not a curated record. NCBI's taxonomy places the organism in Eukaryota, Metazoa, Chordata, Mammalia, Eulipotyphla, Soricidae. Gene Ontology annotation, biological process: positive regulation of transcription by RNA polymerase II. The transcript is spliced from 12 exons. Gene Ontology annotation, cellular component: nucleus; mediator complex.
ACAGCGGAUGCGUUUGCCGGCCGGGCCGGGGAGAACGGGGCUCCGUUGUCUUCCUCUCCCGAGCUCUGGGGUGGAGCUGGGCCGAGCCGGCGGAGAGAGCGGGGAGCGCGGCUGCGGCGGACGGGCCGGGUCUAUGGUCGCUCGGCGGGCCGCUCCACCGGCGGGCGCUUUUCUACCGGGCCGAGCUGCGUUCCAUGGCAGGGAACUUCUGGCAGAGCUCCCACUAUUUACAAUGGAUUUUGGAUAAACAAGAUUUGUUGAAGGAACGCCAAAAGGAUUUAAAAUUUCUCUCAGAAGAAGAAUAUUGGAAAUUACAAAUAUUUUUUACAAAUGUUAUACAGGCAUUAGGUGAACAUCUUAAAUUAAGACAACAAGUAAUUGCCACUGCUACAGUCUAUUUCAAGAGAUUCUAUGCCAGGUAUUCUCUGAAAAGUAUAGAUCCUGUAUUAAUGGCUCCUACAUGUGUGUUUUUAGCAUCCAAAGUAGAGGAAUUUGGAGUAGUCUCAAAUACAAGAUUGACUGCUGCUGCUACUUCUGUAUUAAAAACACGAUUUUCAUAUGCUUUUCCAAAGGAAUUUCCUUACAGGAUGAACCAUAUACUAGAAUGUGAAUUCUAUCUUUUAGAACUAAUGGAUUGUUGCUUGAUAGUGUAUCAUCCUUAUAGACCUUUGCUCCAGUAUGUGCAGGACAUGGGCCAAGAGGACAUGUUGCUUCCCCUUGCGUGGAGGAUAGUGAAUGAUACCUACAGGACUGAUCUUUGCCUUCUGUAUCCUCCUUUUAUGAUAGCUUUAGCUUGUCUACAUGUAGCCUGUGUUGUACAGCAGAAAGAUGCCAGACAGUGGUUUGCUGAGCUCUCUGUAGAUAUGGAGAAGAUUUUGGAAAUUAUCAGGGUUAUUUUAAAGCUAUACGAACAAUGGAAGAAUUUUGAUGAGAGAAAAGAGAUGGCAACUAUUCUUAGUAAGAUGCCAAAGCCGAAACCUCCUCCAAACAGUGAAGGAGAGCAGGGUCCAAAUGGAAGUCAGAACUCUAGCUACAGCCAAUCUUAAAACAUUCCGAAGAAUUUCAUAGUGGACCAGUUGGAAAUAAACCCAUUGGACAAAUUCAGUAAUGUCUUCAAUGGAACACAAAUGAAAAUGAAUAGCUUGUUUCUGUCAAGCAUAUUGGAAAGUGAUCUUAUUUUUGCAAAAUAAGUUUUAUCUGCUUUGAUUCUAGUACAAAAGUGAUUAAAAUUUCUUUAUCAAUAAAAGCUUGGAAAGAAAGGUUCUACGGGGACCUGUAGACAUAAAGACAUAGACAUUCAAAAUAAUUGUGACUAGUAUGAUUUACUCAGUUUGGAUAAUAAAAAAAAAUUCAGCUUUUUAUUAAGUGAGGAAAUAAUUUGCUUAAAGUUCUCUUGAAUCAUUGAAGGAACCGAAAAAGGACAUUAAGAUAUCAAGUAAUUGAUUUUUUUUCCCCUUCCUCUUAAGUUUGAUAUUAUAUUUAAGGAAUCAAAUCACAACAAAAUCCUAGAAGAUUUUGGUAAUGGUGUUGAUAAUUUCAGGGAAAUUAAUCAAGUACCUAUUGAUCUUAAAUUGUAUUUUAUUCAGUAGUUUUGGUAUCUUACCAUGGGAAAUAUUAGCCCAGCGUAGCAGAAAAGUGCAAUAUGUAUAGCAAUACUCUUGACAUUUUAAUUCAUACCAUUUUGAAAUGCUGGGCAGGAAAUUUUUUUAUUUUGCAUGAAUUUUUUUUUUGCAAUUAAUUCACAGUUAAUCAGGCAUUUUGAAAUGUAAUUGGAUAAAACAUAAUAUACUUGAAAUUUCCUAACAUUUUAAUGUUACUUUUUAUUCUACUGUGAAAAGUUUUUAUAUGACAUUUAUACCUUAUACUGUGUCUUAUUAUGAAUUUACAAGAUUACUCUAGAUAUUCUGAGCCAGGAACACAAUCAGGUUUCAAGUCAGUUUGAUAAUGGCUAUUUUUAGUUCUAAUAUGAGUGUAGGAUUUAAGACAAUGUAAUGUUGAUGGGACUGCUAUCUGUGGAACUUAAUAAAUUAAUCUCUUUCUUCAGCCAUGAAGGAGAGUAAUAACUAAAAUUUGAAAUCAUUGGAUAUUGCUGUACAAGUUAAGGGUUACCCAUUUUAAUAAACCAUUUAUGAAUAAUGAAUUAUUAAAUGUUUGACUUCCUAGGAUAAUACUUCCAACAAUAAAAAGUUCUCCAGCUGUA